UUCUUUUUCUUCAUAGCAAGAACCGGGUUAGCUGCCACUGUUCUGCUCUUUCCCUCAACCUGAUCUAUAAGCGAUGGCGGCUACAGUGGUUGCCGUUGAGGACUCUAGCCAGCCUCACCAUGAAGUGAAGCUCUUCAAUCGCUGGUCGUUUGAUGAUGUGCAGGUCAGUGACCUUUCUCUAAGUGACUACAUCGGAGUUCAGCCAGCUAAACAUGCAACUUAUGUGCCACACACCGCUGGAAGGUACUCGGUUAAGAGAUUCAGGAAGGCCCAAUGCCCCAUCAUAGAAAGGUUGACAAAUUCACUUAUGAUGCAUGGUAGAAAUAAUGGGAAGAAACUGAUGGCAGUGAGAAUUGUGAAACAUGCUAUGGAGAUUAUUCAUCUUUUGACUGACUUGAACCCGAUUCAAGUCAUUGUUGAUGCUAUCAUCAAUAGUGGCCCUCGUGAGGAUGCUACUCGAAUUGGCUCUGCUGGUGUUGUCAGACGCCAGGCUGUUGAUAUUUCCCCCUUGAGGCGUGUUAACCAGGCUAUUUAUCUUCUUACAACUGGUGCACGUGAGGCUGCUUUCAGAAACAUCAAAACAAUAGCUGAAUGUUUGGCUGACGAGCUUAUUAAUGCUGCCAAAGGCUCAUCCAACAGUUACGCAAUCAAGAAGAAGGAUGAAAUCGAAAGAGUUGCAAAGGCUAAUCGUUGAGGAAAUAGACUUUUUGCCAUUUUUGAUGAGUCUCACAUGAUCUUUAUCUUCUGUUUCUUGGUAGAUGGAUUUUGAAUGUUCUGUUAUGAGUAUUUUGUUAAGGUUCAGAAUAUUUACUUCCAAAGUUUUAGAAGAUGAAUUUUAGGAUGCACUUGUUGAGGUUUUUAACGGCAAAUAUGUAUGCAUUGAUUAUGAUUUCGACUCUUAAUCAUCGCACCUUUUUCCUUUUAA
Messenger RNA from Carica papaya (papaya), 925 nucleotides. It is a transcript of the gene RPS5A, whose product is annotated as ribosomal protein 5A. Gene Ontology annotation, cellular component: small ribosomal subunit. The record is from RefSeq and is a predicted model, not a curated record. Gene Ontology annotation, molecular function: structural constituent of ribosome; RNA binding. Gene Ontology annotation, biological process: translation. Lineage: Eukaryota; Viridiplantae; Streptophyta; Magnoliopsida; Brassicales; Caricaceae.